AUGUUGAUAUGCUGUAAAGGUGCAGGAUGCUGCAAAGCAGCAAAGAACAAUGAUUGGUGUUAUCCAACACUGCUUCUGUGUGCCUUCGGGUUUUUCUCAAUGAUGAGACCUUCAGAGCCUUUUUUAACACCGUACCUUGUUGGGCCUGCUAAGAACUUAACAGCUGAACAGGUUACUAAUGAAAUGUUUCCAGUGUGGACAUAUUCUUAUUUGGUAAUACUAUUUCCAGUCUUUGUGGUCACAGAUUAUCUCAGAUAUAAACCUAUCAUAGUUGUACAAGGGCUCAGUUAUGUUAUCACUUGGUUAAUGCUCCUGUUUGCACAAGGAAUCCUGGCCAUGCAGUUUUUAGAAUUCUUCUUUGGGACUGCAUCUGCCACAGAAGUGGCCUAUUACUCCUAUAUUUAUAGCGUUGUUAGUGCUGAGCAUUAUCAAAAAGUGACCAGUUACUGUCGAAGUGUCACACUAGUUGCAUACACCCUGGGUUCUAUUCUAGGUCAAGUUUUAGUCUCUGUUUGGAACGUCCCUUAUUUCUAUCUAAAUGUGAUUGCACUGAUUUCAGUGUCUCUAGCUUUCCUUUCUUCAAUUCCCCUGCCAAUGCCCGAGAGAAGCAUGUUUUUCCACAGGAAAGAGGCUGCAAACAUCCAAGCUUCCCCACCAAUGGAAUAUGUCAAGUCUGAAAACAGUAGUCCCGAAAAUAAUCCUGAUGUGACAGGCUCACACUUGCCUAUAAUGUCGGAUGGAGACGAAGAUGAUCUGGUGAAAGCAACAGAGAAAAAGAAUGCAAUAAUGGUCCUGCCCAAACUGUGGUCUGAUUUCAAAGAGUGCUACUCCUCUCCUCGAAUCUUCUACUGGUCUGUCUGGUGGGCUUUGGCCACCUGUGGAUAUAAUCAAGUUGUGAAUUACAUACAAGUCCUAUGGGAUCACGUUGAACCAUCCCAAAAUUCCACAGUGUAUAACGGUGGUGUGGAAGCUGUAUCGACUUUUGUGAGUGCUGGUACAUCUUUUGCUGUGGGCUAUAUAAACGUCGACUGGGCAAUCUGGGGAGAAAUGGCAUUAGGCAUCUUUUCAACAGUGAAUAGCAGUGCUUUAUUUGCCAUCGACCUGUCAAACAAUAUCUGGAUUUGUUACGGUGGAUAUGUUGUGUUUAAAGCCACGUACAUGUUACUGAUUACCAUAGCAACGUUUCAGAUUGCAUCUAACCUGAGCAUUGAGCGAUAUGCUCUUUUGUUCGGUGUAAACACCUUUGUAGCCCUCCUACUUCAGACCAUUCUGACUGUUAUUGUCGUUGAUUCAAGAGGCCUUGGCUUGGAUGUUAUUACUCAGUUCCUCAUUUAUGGGAGUUAUUUUGCAGCAAUAUCAGGACUUUUCUACAUCCGAGGUAUUUAUACAUUAAUUCAACAUGGGCAGAAAAGAAAGAAGAAAACAGAACCGGAGAUCAAAGGAAAUAAUGCAACACCUAAAGAUGAGACAAGAAGUACAGAAGAGUUUUGAAAAUUUGAAAAAGUUAUGAAAAAUAAAAUUGACUUUUGUUAUUACAAUUGGUCAGGGAGAUGGAAAAUAUGUCCAUGGUCAUUAACGUCAUUCAGUUAGCCAGGAUAAUAUUUUAGCAGGAUGGUAAAGAACCACUGAUACAUCAUCUAAAAUCUGGUAAAGCAGUUUUGUGAAUUGUUUAA
Molecule: messenger RNA, 1673 nt
Organism: Rhincodon typus (whale shark)
Lineage: Eukaryota; Metazoa; Chordata; Chondrichthyes; Orectolobiformes; Rhincodontidae
Product: thiamine transporter 2-like
Exons: 5
Coding region: 1-1491 (496 amino acids)
Biological process (GO): transmembrane transport; vitamin transport
Cellular component (GO): plasma membrane
Molecular function (GO): vitamin transmembrane transporter activity
Source: RefSeq, a predicted model, not a curated record